GAGCGCCGGGAGGAAGGGGCCGAGCCGGAGCCCCCGCCCCGAGGAAGGGAGGAGGCGCAUCCCGGCGCAUUCCCGGCCGCCCGGUGACUCACGGGCCAGGAAGCGCCGCGCCCGCCGCCCCGGAGCCCGACUCGGCGCCCAGCAUGGCGGCCCAGGUGACGCUGGAGGACGCCCUGUCCAACGUGGACCUGCUGGAGGAGCUGCCCCUGCCGGACCAGCAGCCCUGCAUCGAGCCCCCGCCCUCCUCACUGCUUUACCAGCCAAACUUCAACACAAACUUUGAAGACCGAAAUGCGUUUGUCACUGGCAUCGCGAGAUACAUCGAGCAAGCCACAGUUCACUCAAGCAUGAAUGAGAUGCUUGAAGAAGGCCAAGAGUACGCCGUCAUGCUGUACACCUGGAGGAGCUGUUCCCGGGCCAUCCCGCAGGUGAAAUGUAAUGAGCAGCCCAACAGAGUGGAAAUCUACGAGAAGACCGUGGAGGUCCUGGAGCCUGAGGUCACCAAACUGAUGAAUUUCAUGUACUUCCAGAGAACCGCCAUCGAGCGCUUCUGUGGGGAGGUGCGGCGGCUGUGCCACGCGGAGCGCAGGAAGGACUUUGUGUCCGAAGCAUAUCUGAUCACGCUGGGCAAGUUCAUCAACAUGUUCGCCGUGCUGGACGAGCUCAAGAACAUGAAGUGCAGUGUGAAGAACGACCACUCGGCCUACAAGAGGGCGGCGCAGUUCUUGCGGAAGAUGGCAGACCCGCAGUCCAUCCAGGAGUCGCAGAACCUGUCCAUGUUCCUGGCCAAUCACAACAAGAUCACGCAGUCCCUGCAGCAGCAGCUCGAGGUGAUCGCUGGCUAUGAGGAGCUGCUGGCCGACAUCGUCAACCUGUGCGUGGACUACUAUGAGAACAGGAUGUACCUGACGCCCAGCGAGAAGCACAUGCUGCUCAAGGUCAUGGGGUUCGGCCUGUACCUGAUGGAUGGGAGUGUCAGCAACAUCUAUAAGCUGGAUGCCAAGAAAAGGAUCAACUUGUCGAAGAUCGAUAAGUACUUCAAGCAACUCCAGGUGGUUCCGCUGUUUGGGGACAUGCAAAUAGAACUGGCAAGAUACAUCAAGACCAGCGCGCACUACGAGGAGAACAAAUCUCGGUGGACAUGCACGUCAUCAGGCAGUAGCCCCCAGUACAACAUCUGUGAGCAGAUGCUCCAGAUCCGGGAGGACCACAUGCGCUUCAUCUCGGAGCUGGCGCGCUACAGCAACAGCGAGGUUGUCACGGGCUCAGGCCGCCAGGAGGCCCAAAAGACCGACACUGAGUACCGGAAGCUGUUCGACCUGGCGCUGCAGGGCCUGCAGCUGCUGUCACAAUGGAGUGCCCACGUCAUGGAAGUGUACUCCUGGAAGCUCGUGCACCCGACCGACAAGUACUCCAACAAAGACUGCCCCGACAACGCUGAGGAGUACGAGAGAGCCACCCGCUACAACUACACCAGCGAGGAGAAGUUCGCCCUGGUGGAGGUCAUCGCCAUGAUCAAAGGGUUGCAGGUACUGAUGGGCAGGAUGGAGAGCGUGUUCAACCACGCCAUCCGGCACACCGUCUACGCCGCACUGCAGGAUUUCGCGCAAGUGACACUGCGGGAGCCGCUGCGGCAGGCCAUCAAGAAGAAGAAGAAUGUCAUCCAGAGUGUCCUGCAGGCCAUCAGGAAGACAGUGUGUGACUGGGAGACGGGGCACGAGCCCUUUAACGACCCUGCCCUGCGUGGCGAGAAGGACCCCAAGAGCGGCUUCGACAUCAAAGUGCCCCGACGCGCCGUGGGCCCCUCCAGCACGCAGCUGUACCUGGUGCGCACCAUGGCCGAGUCUCUGAGCUCUGCCGAGCUGCUCAGGCAGCUCAGGUCUCUGGGCUUGGAAAGGCUCUUGCAUGUGGUAAACGCGUUUCUGAGGCAGUCCUACACCUAUCCACCUCUGUUAGCCUUCGGUGGUAAGAUGUCCUUCCUUCUUCGGGUGACAUUUGCGGCCCAGAGGCGGACGGCCCCGCCAGACCCGAGCCUGGCGCCCAGCCCCGCGGGCCGGCCCCGGCAGGCAGGGCGAGGUGGCGCCGGAGGCCUCUGCCGCCGUGGGAGUGCCGUCGCUAAUGGCCUGUGUGUAUUCUCUCCUCCGCCGAUGUUUCCCCGGAUAACGCAGCUUUACAUGGUGAGAACCAUGCUAGAGUCCCUCAUUGCAGACAAAAGUGGUUCCAAGAAAACCCUGAGAAGUAGCCUUGAGGGGCCCACCAUAUUGGACAUAGAAAAAUUCCACCGCGAGUCCUUCUUCUACACGCACUUGAUCAAUUUCAGCGAGACGCUCCAGCAGUGCUGCGACCUCUCGCAGCUGUGGUUCCGCGAGUUCUUCCUGGAGCUGACGAUGGGCAGAAGAAUCCAGUUCCCCAUUGAGAUGUCCAUGCCCUGGAUCCUCACGGACCACAUCCUGGAGACCAAGGAGGCGUCCAUGAUGGAGUAUGUCCUAUACUCCCUGGACCUGUACAAUGACAGCGCCCACUACGCGCUCACCAGGUUCAACAAACAGUUCCUGUACGACGAGAUUGAGGCCGAGGUGAAUCUGUGCUUCGACCAGUUUGUCUACAAGCUGGCAGACCAGAUCUUCGCCUAUUACAAGGUCAUGGCUGGAAGUUUGCUGCUCGAUAAGCGGCUGCGGUCUGAGUGCAAAAACCAGGGUGCCACCAUCCACCUCCCACCGUCCAACCGCUAUGAGACGCUCCUCAAGCAGAGGCACGUGCAGCUCCUGGGCAGGUCCAUAGACCUCAAUCGUCUCAUCACCCAGCGUGUCUCAGCCGCCAUGUACAAGUCUCUGGAGCUGGCGAUCGGACGAUUUGAGAGUGAGGACCUCACCUCAGUGGUGGAGCUGGACGGCCUCUUGGAAAUCAACCGCAUGACUCACAAGCUGCUCAGCCGCUAUCUGACGCUGGACAGUUUCGACGCCAUGUUCCGCGAGGCCAACCACAACGUGUCGGCGCCCUAUGGGAGGAUCACGCUCCAUGUCUUCUGGGAGCUCAACUACGACUUUCUGCCUAACUACUGCUACAACGGCUCCACCAACCGGUUUGUUCGGACAGUGUUGCCAUUAUCUCAAGAGUUUCAAAGAGAUAAACAGCCGAACGCACAGCCUCAGUAUUUGCACGGAUCAAAGGCUCUGAACCUGGCCUAUUCCAGCAUCUACAGCAGCUACCGGAACUUCGUGGGCCCCCCCCACUUCCAGGUCAUCUGUAGGCUGCUUGGCUACCAGGGCAUUGCUGUGGUCAUGGAGGAGCUGCUGAAGGUUGUCAAGAGCCUGCUGCAAGGCACCAUCCUGCAGUACGUGAAGACGCUGAUGGAGGUGAUGCCCAAGAUCUGCCGCCUGCCUCGGCACGAGUACGGCUCCCCCGGCAUCCUGGAAUUCUUCCACCACCAGCUGAAGGACAUCGUGGAGUACGCCGAGCUGAAGACUGUGUGUUUCCAGAACCUGCGGGAGGUGGGCAAUGCUGUGCUCUUCUGCCUGCUGGUGGAGCAGAGCCUGUCUCUGGAGGAGGUGUGUGACCUGCUCCAUGCCGCCCCUUUCCAGAACAUCUUGCCUCGGGUUCACGUGAAAGAGGGAGAGAGGCUGGAUGCCAAGAUGAAAAGACUGGAAUCCAAGUAUGCCCCGCUGCACCUCGUCCCCCUGAUCGAGAGACUGGGGACCCCUCAGCAAAUCGCUAUUGCGCGUGAAGGGGACCUGCUGACCAAGGAACGGCUGUGCUGUGGUCUGUCCAUGUUCGAGGUCAUUCUCACCCGCAUCCGCACCUUCCUGGAUGAUCCCAUCUGGCGCGGGCCGCUGCCCAGCAAUGGCGUCAUGCACGUGGACGAGUGUGUGGAGUUCCACCGGCUCUGGAGCGCCAUGCAGUUCGUCUACUGCAUCCCCGUGGGCACACACGAGUUCACCGUCGAGCAGUGCUUUGGGGACGGCCUGCACUGGGCAGGCUGCAUGGUCAUCGUGCUCCUGGGGCAGCAGCGACGCUUUGCUGUGCUGGAUUUCUGCUACCAUCUGCUCAAAGUCCAGAAACACGAUGGCAAAGAUGAGAUCAUCAAAAAUGUGCCUUUGAAGAAGAUGGUGGAGAGAAUUCGCAAGUUCCAGAUUCUGAAUGACGAGAUCAUCACCAUCUUGGACAAGUACCUGAAGUCAGGCGACGGAGAGAGCACCCCGGUGGAGCACGUGCGCUGCUUCCAGCCGCCCAUCCACCAAUCCCUGGCCAGUAGCUGAGCGGGGCGUCCCCCAGCAGCAUCUCAGAACCAUAAGGGCAUGUUUUUCUUUCCAUACAUACACCAUGUAGUGAGAUUCUUAGGGACUAUUUUUCAAGUAUCUCUGUGCCUGUUGAGGGGGGGUGCUUUUCGAUCUAAAAACUUACUUUUAUAAAAUUGACUUAUUUUUCUAGACUAAAAUUGUAUAUGCUUUUGGUAAUCAGGAUCUCUUAGAACACUGGCUGCUGAUGGCUGCUCACAUCCUUAGGACAUCUUUCCGUUCUCCGGCAUGUCCCAGCACCCAGCUGUGUCUGAACAUGCGUCACAUCCGUUCAUCCCUUGGCCAAGGGUCAGCAGUGUUUCAGGGUUGCAGACUUGAGUGGGAACUCUCAUGCCAACCCAAGUAGUGGAACCCUUGAUCAAUCGGAAUGACACUUCCUGAGUAAUCCGUUAGCUCUUUGGGGACUUUUUUGCUGUCUUUUCUGAAUACUGUUUUCUAAGCUCUUGCUCCCUUGCUUUUUCUGUCAGUGUUUGAGAAAAUCACUUGUGAACUUGUUCCUCUGCUUCCACCGCAUCUCCCUUAUUAUGCAAUCUCAAUUGUGAGGUAUGACUUAAAUUUUAUUCCAGAAUAAAACUCACAAAACCUC
Messenger RNA from Sorex fumeus (smoky shrew), 4881 nucleotides. RefSeq names its product cytoplasmic FMR1 interacting protein 1 (gene CYFIP1). Gene Ontology annotation, biological process: regulation of actin filament polymerization; modification of synaptic structure; regulation of translation. Gene Ontology annotation, cellular component: neuron projection; synapse; SCAR complex. The record is from RefSeq and is a predicted model, not a curated record. Gene Ontology annotation, molecular function: RNA 7-methylguanosine cap binding; small GTPase binding. NCBI's taxonomy places the organism in Eukaryota, Metazoa, Chordata, Mammalia, Eulipotyphla, Soricidae.